GUCGCGCCCGACGUCGACACCGGUUCUGACGCGGCCACCACCACCGCCUACAGUCACGAGCCGGGCGAGCAGCGCGCCGUGUCGGGGGCGUGCUACGGCGGCAGCGAGGUGCUGCUCGUGGUGGCCGCUACCUGCGCCGUCAACCUCACCUUCAUGCUCGCCGUGCUGGCCAUCGUCCUCGCCUGCAACAGGCACUCCAAGCCAGACCCCGACUGGAACGCCGCCAGGGGCAGCCCGCCGCCGGUGGUGGUGAAGGGCGGCGGCGAGCGCGCGGGCGACCGCAGCUGUUCGUACAGCAGCGUGCAGCAGUACGUGGACUCGCUGCCCGUGGAGCUGGACGCGCCCGGCUCGCUGCUCAGCCUGCACUCGCUGGGCCGCGACCGCGCCGCCUCCGCCGCGCCCUCCGCCCACAGCGGCAGCCCCCGCACCGCCGCCGCCUCCGCCGGGGGGCCCGCCGCCAGCUUCUCCAUGGAGGACCUGCUCUUCCUCGACUGAGCUGCUUCUGCCGUCCGCCGCUGCCGCUGCCACUGCUGCUGCCGCCACCGCCGCUCCUCCCUCUCCACUUUGCUUUGCCACCAUAUUCGCUACCACUGGUUCCCUGUUGUACCAUUUUCCGCUCGUGUACGAAGUACUUGUUCCUGUUUACUGCGUCUCCUUUUCUCUUAGUUCACGUAAUUUAGCGUGCACGGAAGAAGAAUAAAUGCUGAAAGCGAUUUUUCUUUCGGAAAGCUUACAGAAUUUGUUUGCUCGAACAGUAAAUAUACCUUGAGAAUUCUGCUUUGAGCAAAAUACAGUAUUUGUUUUUCUUUCCAUACCUAUACACAUUUCGGUGGUAUUGCACCGUGCUCAGUGAGGAACUCUGUAUUUUACUUAAGAGAGCAUUUUGUUCACAUCCAGAUAAUUACUCUGCAGUUCACACUUACGUGUUUGGCAGAGGAUGCAUACAAACACUGACCGAAAAGUACAUUCGUCGACUUUACGGUCAACUAAUAAGCCUGGAAAAACUAAAGAAUCACAUACAUCGACAUGUCUACACCGUUCUAUUCCGUUCUGUUUCUUUCGUUACUGUACUGAAGUAGACAAACAGCGACAAGGCAACAUUAACAACAGGCCAUGUGAAAUCGGAAUUAAAACUCGAGCCUUUUCCAGUUUAUAGCGGAGUUGGUACAUCAACCAGUAUAUCGGUAUGAAGAAACAAGCAGUCUUGGUUACAGUGUUGAUUUUUUUAAUUAUUUCCCAAUGACGUGUUUCACCUUCAUUUAGGCAUCUCCAGAUUGGCCGAUAUUUGGCAGCAAUGGGUGGGAUGCCAUGCAUAAAAUAUCCCAGCAGGUAAAUGCCCAAGCCUUAAAAACACUGCACGACGUCCUUAUAACGGGUUGCGGUGCAGUCUAAUGCAAACUGAAAGGCGUCAGGCCUACAGUAAAGCUUUACAUCGUAAACAUGCCGGAGGUGCAGUUCAUAUUUUGGUCGCACACAUCAUACUUUUUUAAAACCAGUUUACAUCCAGUGUGAUGUGAGCAACCAGAAGAUGCUCUACACCGCCGGUGUUUUUAUAAUGUAAAAUUUUACUGUAGACCUUGUCGCAUUUUGUUUGCGUUGGAGUAGACCACAUGCCUUAAUAAGGACACCACGUAGUGUUUUCAAAGCUUGGGGAUUUACUUGCUGGGAUAUUUUAUGCGCAGUAGCCCACGUACUCAGCGCUACCAAAUGUCAGCCAAGCCGAAGAUGAAACCCAUCAUUGGGAAAUAAUAAAACAUUUAAACACUGCAACCAGGACGGCUUGUUUUUCCAUAUUAAAAAUUGAGGCUUCCAAUGUAAACACAAUCUUUCUCGUCAGCGGAUGACUGUACGCUGGGAGCGCUGUCUUUUUUUUACAGUGGAGCUGAAGUUUGUGACUGGUUUUGUGAUGUCGCUUACAGUUCUAACUUCUGUUGGCGGUGACGUAGGCCCGAGGGUGGGAUUUCCAUGCACAAAUACCGAAAAUCAGUAAUGCGGCGCUAAGCUGCUCCUUCCUCCACCUAAUCCGUUUGAGGGGCCGACGUAAGAGACUACCCCUAGCAGCAUCUCUCGCAAUGAGAGAUGGUUUUUGAUUGUUCGUACUAAUAAAUCUGAUCUGACGCGGUAUAAACAGCGAUAAGAUUUGACACAAAGAUGCCGCCCUGAAAAUCUUCGAUGCCGUAACAAAAUAUACCGUUAAGUAAAAUGAAGGAUGUUGAAAUAUCAUCGAAGGACGCAGGAGCAUACUCAGCAUAUGAGUCUAGGGAGGGGGGGGUGUGGCAGUAACAGUUCGUUUUCGUUUUGUUCUGAACGACAAAAUAGUUUUGAAAUUGCGUGUCAGAUGCCUCUAGCUACACUAACUAUUAGUAUUCAUUAACUUUUUUCUUCGAACAUACUGAAUUUAUCUGCCCAUGUUGUUUGGUGGGACAGGAUUCGAGUUCGGUUUCAGAAAGCAUUUUUGUAGGGUCAGGGAGAAGGGACAGGUGCCCUUCCUGCUCGUCACUGGGUACUUUCUUGUAUGGAUGAAUAGAGAAAAUCAAGAAAUCAUGUUUUGAUCAAGGCAGAAAUCUCAACAACGAAAAAGUUUUGAGAAUGAAUCCGAUUACUUCGUAGUGUAUCUGGAAAUGCCCUUUUGGUAGUUACUCUUAAGGACUUCUCUAACAGUGCCCCCCUGCUGCCUGAGGACUGCAAGUAGCAUACCACUCACCUGCAGUGUUUGCUGAGCGAGCACCUCGACAACUACAGCGUACGCUUCCUGCUAUACAUUCGCAAUAGUUGCUGCACGACCCCGAAAAAAAUUCGACGUUCCCGCGCCUGUCAAGGUGUUUGCCUAUCCAGCGGUAUUGCCGUCACUACUGCGAUUAAAGAUGGCUGCCUUUCACUUGACAGAUACCACACACCGUCUGUAAGAAGACUGUCGGCGACAUGACAGAGUAACUGAAUCAAUAGAAAUCGAUGUAAACAGACUGAUAUGUAAUGUUUUGCAGUCGCUACCAACUUCAGCCAGCAAAGAACAGUGUUCACUACAUACAGCAUCUCAAUGAAUAAGAGUUUUUCUUUCCCAGUCACACAAAUUAUUCAGUCAGCAAGACUCUGCGGGCGCUUCUCCUUUCAUAGACGUAGGUGGCCUAAACACUGUGUUACCUGCUAACCUAACGCUGGCAACUAGCAAAAAAAAACUAAAACCGGUCGAUCUCAUUAGCUUUUCAUAGAUUCGCCUACUCCUAUCAGCCACCUCGACGAGAAUUUCCGUAGAGUAUGCGUAUACUAGCUGCACGUACUCCUGUUGACUCCACCCUUAUUAGUCGAGAAGUGCCUAACGUGAACGCCGAAGCAGAAACAUCAUAGAUCAGGCACUGAGAACAUUGCAGACGUUCAUUAUGCAGUACCUUGUAUCGCAAACAUCAGGCGUUAACUUAUCAGCGUUUGUUUUUUAAUUUCAGUUAAGGACUUAAUCUUGUGGACAUUUUUCUUGUAUUAUCAAACUUACUUUAUUACUACUUUUGACAGGUCACAGUACAGUGGCAGAGUUAAGUAACUGAAAUAACUACUUUUCUGGUACUAGUCACAGUUUAUUUUAUUUUCACUUCGCAUUUCAGAAAUUGAAUCCUCUCUCAUCAGGUCGAUUCAUGUGAGUUAAUACGACAUCUUUUUGUUGUGUUUAAAUUCAACCGACGAUAGGUGUUUGGACAUCUGAAGCGCGUAGUGGAAAUAAAUUGUCACUGGUAACGUAAACCUUUUUCAAUCGCUUUUAAUAACACCAACGUUAAAGCCUAAAAUAUAUGCAUUUAAAAAUACAAAGAUACGUUUGAUAAUAUUUCUUUAUCUUAAGGCCUAAAGCUGGUAACUGACAGGAGCUGGACACACACGUCGGAAGACAGAUCACUUAGGCUGUAUGGAAUGAAACAGCUGUGUCAUGAAGAUAACUAUACAUUCUUAGUGUCGUGGUGCAGUGCGGAGCUGCUAAAAUUGUCCUAGAAACGAAUACAAGAAGGCUCUCUGUAGGCCGACAGUAACAAUUACCACCACCACCGACGACGACGACGACGACGACGACGACGAUUGUGAUCACAAUUCCCAUCAAAAUAGUUAUUUCGCGAGGAUUUCAUAUUGACUUCGAUAUUCUGUGCAAAAUCCAGUUAUGUAGAGGAAACUAGGUUACGAUAUGGGAACAAGGAACUAAAGGUAAUUCUCCCCUUGUUCUGUAUGUAUGAUAACAAGACAGAGUUUCAGUGUUUGAACAGGAUGAUUCAAAAUUGCAAUCUGAAUACUGAUAGAUCAGUUGAGUCGCGGAUAUGCGCUGUUGUGAACUUGCAUGAAGUAGGAGUUACUAACUUUACAGCUCUGAAGAGCUCUCGGAAGCUACCUUAUUAAUGCAUAUAGAAAAGUAUCUAGGUAGAAGACAGCAUUGUUUCGGAUAUAGCGUGGUCUGUAAAUUUUGAAACGUGAUGUUUAUUUCCUUGGGAAGCUUAAACUGCUCAUACAGAAAAUACGGGCAGGGUUAACGAGCAGGGCCCAUUAGUAAACUGAGAAACAUAUUAUAUAAAAGCAGUAAUUGCAUUAGCUAACUUCUCAUCGGUUCUUGGCAGAAUAUUUUAUACGUUCUGAAUGAAAAAGAAAUGAACGAGAAUGGUGUAAUAUUCUACAAUAUUUAUUAUUUUCAAACCGAAUUUUGGUGGUUACAUCAUCGUCAAAUACAAGGAUAAAUAUGUGUGUAUGUGAAAUUUUUAUGGCAUCAAACAUUUUAUAACAGUAAUGAACUACAGACUAUCUCAGUUGGCUCCAAAGAUGACAGUUGUUAAUUUUUGGUUAAAGCGAGAGGGAUGCUUUCAGUAAAAAUGGGAUGUAAACUAUUUAGGUUAGAUAAAAUAUGCGACACAUUAAAUGCUGAACCAUAUGAUAAAUUACAACAAUUGCUCUAAGAGGAAAAAGUAAAUGAACAAUAAAUAUAGUAAAAGUUAGAGACAUGUUCCAACGGGAUGACUGAAUAGGAUAAUCUCGUCCUUAAAACCUCCAGUAUUACAAACAGGGACAGCAUAACAUGUGAGAUUAAACGUGCAAAUGAAGCAACAGCAAUUAUACAAAGUAAAAUAUUUUUAACACUGCAAGUGAAACUCUAGCAACUGAAAUGAAGGGAAAAAAUGAGGAAACUGAGUGGAAGGAGUAAAUUAAAAAGUGGUCUGGAUGAGAUUGUUAGUAGUAUCUCCAGUUAAAAGUGUCUAGUAACGGAAUUACGUCUGAUGAUUGGUUCUAUGCAUGGACAAGAUGACAUAUGGUCGUUAAUUUCCAUUAUUGCAGGUUGUUAAUCUUCCUUUCUUUGUCGAUUUUAUGUAAGACUUCUUGUUAUAGCUGGUAACUGUGGCCUUCUCGAAGCACGCAGUCUGUAACAGUAGUCUCUUCCUUCCCUAAUUCUCCAUUUUCCAUGGUGUUCCUUCAAGCGGGUGGAUAUUGCCCCACCAGACUAACCUCGAUACAAUUUGCCACGAUUAUCAAUGGUUUUGUAUAUACCAUUCUUUUCCAAAGCCGAAGCGCUCUUUGUACCAUUUGGCAAAAAAAUGUGUGCACGUAAAAUAAUGUUCUGUGGUUCCUGGAUUUAAGCUUUUCGGCCAGUUGAAGAGAGACUGUUCGUAAAUAUGGAAUGAUGCACCAUUUAGUAAGGUUUUGAGGUGUUGGGUCAAGUAGAUGGUAAUGAAGAGAAAACACUUCUUGUUUUUGUUUUUUCUGUAUUAUGGAGUUUGCUAAGGCAGGAGUGUAGCCAUUAUUUAAUGGUAUUGUUUCUUUGUGUAACUCAGUUUGUAAGUUGUCUUCACUCCUAGCGAUGGAUAUUAGGCGAUGUAUCAUUGGAUGAAGGGUAGCGUGUUGGUGGAUCACUGGGUGUUGAGAAUUGACAGGUAUAUGUCAGUGGUGGUAGUCUUUCUGUAAUUUUUGAAAGUAUGAACGUGAUCACUGAUGUCUGUGUACAAGAUUAUUUGCACCCGAUCGUCUCCACACUGUGGGCGUCUAUGAAAUCACGUGCGGCUGCAGCAAAGUGCAUAUAGACGAAACUGGAAGGGCUAUUACAGGACAUAUUAAGGGACACGAGUGCCACACGCAGCUGAAAUAAAAUAUGAAAUCGGCGGUAGCGGGACACCGCGAGAACUGUGGCCUUGACAUUGAUAACAAUAAAGUACAUGUGCUGAAUAAGGAAACCAAAAAAUAUAGAAGAAAAGUCCGAGAAGCAAUUGAACUUUCGAGAAACACAUGUAUCUUCAAUAGAGAGGACGGCUACUGUCUUCAGACAUCGUGGUUCCCCGCCAUCCGGGAUGUGAAUACGCGGCCGCGCCAUGCGAGCAAUAGAAACAACGCCCUGGAAUCCACCUCUGCAGACAAUAAUAUUUUGGAUAAACAUUUCCCCUCUCAUGCUCUACCGAAUGAUAUGGGCCCACCAACAGCAACAGGAGUUUUAACCAAUAACUCUUCUUCAGCAUACGGGAAAAAUCCUAUUUUAACAAGUGACGUUGGCCCUCCAAUGGCAGCCACAAAAGUUAUACCCAACAGCCUCCUUUCGGCAUUAGCACGGGAAAACUUCUCUUACUAUCCAAUGACGCUGGCCCACCGGCGGUAGCCCAAGGCUUUUACCCAAUAAUCCCACUUCUCCAGCACAAGCGCGGGGAAACUUCACUUUGUAAGAGGAGAUGACCCUGGUCUCUGACAGUGCUGAAUGUGCAGGGGACGAAGAUUCCAAGAAAGGGUUAGAAACGCCGAUUGUUUGAAGAAAUAUGAUGCAGCCUAACAACCCAGAAGAUUUUAAGUUCAACGUUAUCUUGUUCGUGUAUCCCCACGAAACGAGUCACGACAUUGUGCACUAUGUUGUUCAUUUUCCCCUAGAACAAUUGUUGUAAAUUGUCAUUUAGUUCAAUAUUAAAUGUCACAUAAUUCAUCUAACCUUAUAUUUUAAAUCGCGUUUUUAACGAAAUAAUUGCUCCUGUAUUAGUCAAAAACUAUCGAUUGUCAUGCAUGAAACCAAAUGAGAUACAGACACAGAGCAGACAAUGAGCUCUGACCUAGUGUGUUCUACAGGAGCCCUUGGUAUGGGCAAUGUUUCGAGUGCUGGUCAUCGGGUUCUCUUGACGCCGUCUUCAAACGCGAGAGUGCAGCGCGUCCGUGGAGCACUGCAGUCAGCAAUUACUCGUAGUUGCGAGCGCACCAGCGAUCUUCAAACUUUCUUCAUAUCCGAAUGGUACACUUCCGGAUCCGGGUCCCUCAUACAAAUUUAAUCUACUAAGCACCUCCCAUAACUCCUAGAAGUCUGUGAUGUGAAACACCCUGUGUAAGAAACAUUACUGGCAGGAAUCACACCACUAUAAAUCCACCAAUGAUCGCUUCAGAUCCAACAUAACAUUAUUAACUGGUGGAUCACCAAGCUCUGAUAUACUAAAAGGAGGAGAUAGGAACAGACCUUCUUAUGUUGUUGACUGUCGCACCCUCUUUAAAGGUAUUCGUUUACAUAGCAGAUUCGCAGGUACCUUACACGCGGAAAAGAAUCUACAAGAAUCGCUCAAUUUGCUACCUCAGACGCUCGCAGCCAGUCUAUGUGGAAAGGUGUACUAACCAAACAGGACGACGUUUGUCCACUCCGUCUUCAAAAUUCCCAUGUAAGUGACCUUAUCUCAUGUCUCUCCUUAAACAGCUUGUGAUACACGCACGUAGAACUAAGAAAAGAAAUAUAAAUGCAACUAUACAGAGGAGAAAGUGACCAUCGUCCAGUGGUUACCUGCUGUUAAUCUCUCACAGCCACGCGCCCUGAUUCGAGAAAACAUGUGUGGUGUAUGUUCUCUCCAUCAACACAAGAGAGAAGAAAAAACGCUUCUUGUUCUCUCUCCGCUGUUUGUGGGACAAUUUACAAAAAUGAAUGGAAUUUAGUUGAAGAUGUUCACUUGAAUCCAAGAUUUUGUAUAUUACUUUUCCUUGAACAGAGACCUAACACCUGGUUUCUGCUUGCAUUGAAGUAGUGCGGUGACGUGCUCAGUUUUAUUUACACCCCUCUGCUUACCAGUGGAAAGCUUGAUUCGCUUUUCUGCUAGAGUCCAAUACAAAAGUAUGUAAGACCAGGCAUUCCGCCUAGGUUGUGUGCUAACAUUGUUUCAUGUACUGUAAUGACAUUCGCAGUGCGUUGGCGUAAAUAAUGUCUAAAGAUACGGUAGUUAAUUCAUUAGUAUUUAAAAGCUAAUUAUACAGGCUGGUUAAGCAACUGGACUGUUUACCAGGAGAUGCUGCAUAUACCUUUUGUACUAGUUUUUACAGUAAACUGAAUGAAAUAUUAUUUUCUCAGAAGGACAUCUUGUGUUGUGAAGGACAGUGAAUCCGUUUCAGAACUGAAUAGUUUUGUCUUGCAAAUAGAGCUACGGUAUCCACAGUUCAAUCCAGAGUUAAUUAAUAAUGAGUUCUUCACUGUUUUGAGGCAUUGUUUAAUGCUGAAAUUAAUUUUAUAGGUCUUAGAUGCCUUUGCCCUCUCAAUGAAGCCAUAAUGGAGAAGUUAGUAGAGAGAAGUCGUCACUUGUGGAAAUUAGGUGAAAAUGAUGAUAAAUUUUUGUAUGUAACGACAGAAAGAAGAACCUAGUACUGUUAUUUUUAUAUCCUACGCCCUGUGACUGUGAUAUUAAAUUAUAGUAAAUAAAAUGCUUGUUUUUGUGUACUGUUUAUCAUGAUAAUAUUGUAACUAAGGAACUAGUCUUAUUUUGUUCUUGUUGUGUAUAAUAAAUAUGGAAGACUCCUAUUUGAGGUCUACAUUAACUAGGAGCAUGCGUAAUAUUUUAUGUAUAGAAUGAAGGUACAAUAAUCUGUUACACAUAAACUCCUAUGUACUGGGUUGACUGUUAUAUCUAAACAUGAU
This is a messenger RNA of Schistocerca piceifrons (Central American locust), 8869 nucleotides long. RefSeq lists its product as uncharacterized. Bases 154 to 495 code for a protein of 113 amino acids. The record is from RefSeq and is a predicted model, not a curated record. NCBI's taxonomy places the organism in Eukaryota, Metazoa, Arthropoda, Insecta, Orthoptera, Acrididae. The transcript is spliced from 3 exons.